Molecule: messenger RNA, 2637 nt
Organism: Larimichthys crocea (large yellow croaker)
Lineage: Eukaryota; Metazoa; Chordata; Actinopteri; Sciaenidae
Gene: pecam1a
Product: platelet and endothelial cell adhesion molecule 1a
Exons: 16
Coding region: 103-2457 (784 amino acids)
Biological process (GO): immune response; cell surface receptor signaling pathway
Cellular component (GO): external side of plasma membrane
Molecular function (GO): transmembrane signaling receptor activity
Source: RefSeq, a predicted model, not a curated record
ACUGCAGGAUGGCUGAUCACGGAGAAAAACUGUUUUCAUAUAGAUCUUCACCCUGUGUCACUAAACACAGCCCACAAGUGCAGUGAACCACCAUCACUCAGGAUGGACUCCAGACCCCCCAACCUGCUGCUGCUGCUCCUUCUGCACUUCUGGCAAUGUGGCAGAGGACAGUCAUCAUACAUUAUAGAUCAAGUUGGCCUUGCACUCCUACCAAGCAACACAGUUCAGAGCGGGACACCGGUGAUCUUAAGCUGCAAGGUCAGCGUCAGUCACAACAACAUCCCUGACCUGACGCAUACUUUCCAACUCACGCGGGACAGCGUCCUCAUCAACUCCUCUACCACCACAGAAGACAAAAUCGAGUAUGAAAUCAACCCGGCCAGAGCGGCUGACUCUGGAAGUUAUGAAUGUCGUGUCACAGUCAAGGACAAGAGCAGAGCCAGCUUCAGCCAAAAACUCACAGUCACAGGUUUGCAGACGCCUGUUCUGUAUUUGAAUAAGACCACACCAUAUGAGAGUGAGGAGUUCGUAGCCGCCUGUAGUGCUCCAGAGGAGAAAGGAGUCCUCAUCUUCCGGUUUUACCAAAAACUUCGGUCCAGAGAGCCAAAGACGAUAAAGCAGCAAGCCGUAACUGGGAACUCUUUAGAAACCACCCUGGCCCUGAGGGAGGUUGGAGACAGCUUACUAUACUGUGACUACGAGAUCAGUUUGGUUUCUGGGGCCAGACGCUCCAACAGCAGCGACAAGAUUCAAGUUAUAGUCAAAGCACUCAUGAUUGCCCCGGUCAUGAAUGUGCGCCCAUCCUCAGAUGUCUUUGAGGGUGAUGCAUUGAGUGUGGUCUGUAAAGUGGUGAAUCCACCGAUGAACGUUGAAGUAUUCCUGACGAAGGACAGGAGGAUCCUCAAGCAAGCCACUACCGACCUCGCUUAUAAUUUCACCGCGCAAGACGGCGACUCUGGGGAGCUUGUGUGCAAGGCACUGUGGAACACUGUGCAGAAAGAAACCUAUCACUCAAUCACAGUCAGAGAGCUGUUUUCAAAGCCACGCCUGGUUGUGGAGCCCAUAGACAUAUUUGAGGGAGAACACUUCAGGCUGACCUGCUCUGUCACCAUUCAUGAACCUGAGAAGAUCAAUAACACCAUGCGGUUCACCAUCUACAAAGAUAACGUCAAACUCAGGAGUGCAAUGACAUACGAUGCUGUGGCGGGUCCUUCUGUUAAUGGCAACUACAGCUGUAAAGCGCAUGCUGCAACUUCUGCACACAGUUUUGUGAAAGAAAGUAAAACUGUUGUUGUUAAAACAAAAGUUCAUGUUUCAAAACCCGUGCUGAGUGUGGUGGGGGGUACGCUGAUAUUGGGAAAGCCCUUCCAGCUUCUCUGUCACAGUGACAAUGGCACUCUGCCCAUCACCUACGUCCUACACAGCCCCAAGCAGCCGCCUCUUUACAGUGUUGUGCACAAACCAGGAGAGCGGGCGAUCUUUAACUUAUCAGCCAUCAACAAGAUAUCAGACAUAAACACCUUUAUCUGCCACGGGAAAAACAGUCAACACAAGACAAGCGUGACAGAGACAGGGCAUCUGCUACGUUCAACCAACAUCAUAGAGCCAGUGACAAAGCCAGUGUUGACCAUGCUGCCCAGAAUGGGUGACGUCUCUGAGGGGGAGGACGUGACUCUUGUGUGCUCUGUUCAGAGAGGCACUCUUCCCAUCAACUUCACCUGGUACCACAGAAAGGGUGCUCUCGCUUUCCAGACCUCCAGGGAACUGAAAGGAUCCUACACGAUUAACAAUAUCAAAGGAGUGGACCAAGGAGAAUACUACUGUACGAGCACCAACUCAGCCAACAAAACGGAAAAAAGUGAUGCUGUCAGGAUCGGAGUGAAGUGGGCUGGUUGGAAGAAAGGACUUAUCGCAACCUUCUGCAUCCUGUUCAUACUGGCCAUGAUCCUUUUUCUCACCUUUAAAAGACGUCUCCUUCCAGUGAAGAAGAAAACAACUGGCAAGCUGUCAGUGAAGUCAUCCGGCACCAAAAUGGAGCGGCUGAGCCUCACCCAGACAGAGGUCAGCGAGCCUGCCAAUGCCACUCCAGGCAUGAUAGGAAAGAGUAUCUGGAGUGAACACGUGUCAGGCUCCGAGUCUGACGACCAGAAUAGCGUGACCACUCCACAACAACCAGAGCCUCAAUACACCGAGGUCCAGACCAGACAGGCAGAUCCAAACAGAGCUCUGGUGAAAAAGGGCACGGACACGGUGUACAGCGAAGUGCGGAACUCCAAGCAAGGUGCUCCAGAGCAGGCCGAUGGCGGGUCGGUGGAGUAUGCACAGCUGAAUCAUGAUUCGGAUCACCGCAGUGACCACGGUAACCAUGGUGACCACAGUGUCCAGGAUGUUCCCACAGAAGAGACUGACACCGCUGAACACGGGGAGUUAAAACAUGACCCAGCUCCAGACUGUUAACUGAUCAACAAGAAUAUUUAUUCCCGUAUUUAUCCGGCUCCUUCGUGCAGCUGGAGUGCUCAAAGAUGGUAAACAGCUCCAAGCAACUAUUACUACUUUUUGUCAUUCUGUCAUGCUUUGCACACACUGUAAAUCCACUUGCUUUGCCUUUGGAGGGGCAAAUAAAAUCUUUUUGUUGAA